Mandrillus leucophaeus (drill) is the source of this 1548-nucleotide messenger RNA. It is a transcript of the gene PPP1R36, whose product is annotated as protein phosphatase 1, regulatory subunit 36. Lineage: Eukaryota; Metazoa; Chordata; Mammalia; Primates; Cercopithecidae. The transcript is spliced from 13 exons. Gene Ontology annotation, biological process: negative regulation of phosphatase activity. The record is from RefSeq and is a predicted model, not a curated record. Bases 58 to 1548 code for a protein of 496 amino acids. Gene Ontology annotation, molecular function: phosphatase binding.
UGCAGGCGCCUGUGGGCGGUAUCCUCGGCGACGCCGUGUGGCGGCCAGAGCGAGGCCAUGUACCGGGUGCCCGAGUUUUAUGCGAGGAGGAAGCGGUUAGGUGGGCAGACGCCUUACUUAAUGGAUCAGUUGGGAUUGCGAUUAGGGAUGUGGUACUGGAAAGAUGAAACCAGAACUCUUGAAUUCAGAAGGUUUGCCACAGAAGAUUCUGUCCAGUGGCUCCUGAAACAUCACCCUCAUUUUACACCUGCAGUAGAAGUCAAGGAAAAAGGAAAGAAAGGCAAAGCAGUUCACUUUGCAGAAAUUGAUGGUCCAGCUUCAGACAGGUUGACAGAUAAAAGACUUGCUGCAAGAGAUGAUAAGUCAGCUAAAACUUUAGAGAAACGAGGUCAGCAGGGCACCAUUACACUGGAUGAUGUUAAAUUUGUUACUUUGCUUUUGCUACAAGAUACUGAGAUGCAGCGGAUCUGUUCUUUUACAACAUUUAUGAGGAAUAAGAAUCUUGAUAAUUUCCUCAUGGCAUUAUUGUACUACUUAGCUCGUUACUUGGAAAAAAACUCACUGGAAAAGAAACCCAAAAGCUAUAUGGUAGGCCUUGUAGAGAAAAAAGAAAUGGAAUUGGUUUUAAGUGGAUUAGAAGCAGCACAGAGGUACUUGGCGCAGAAGUACUGUAUCCUUGUGCUGGGCUUGGCAAUGCCGGAUAAGCAUCACAUGUGCUGUGGAAAGGAGAAAAUAUCAGAUACACAGAAAGACUGGAAGUUCUUUGAGUCCUUUUACACUUUCUGUACAUAUGUGGCUUGGAUUGUCUUCCGACGUCAACACUUGACAGAGAUUGAAGAAGAAGUAGGGAGACUCUUUCGUACCAAUAUGUUCAACAUUCCUCGCAGGAGGCGUGAAGAUGAGGAAUCAGGAGGGGAAAAGAAACGCAUGACUUUUGUUCAGUUUAGGUAUGACCUUUUGACUUUCCUAUGCUCAAGGAUAUUUCUUUUCUUCCUUUCUUCCUUUCCUUUCAAACCAAAAGAAGGUUGUGCAGAUCUGGGGGUCACAGCUGUCCUGUCCUCCUUGAACAAGCUAGAGAAGUCUAAGAGGAAAACAUCAACAACCAAAAUCACAGUCAGGAAGAAGUGCCUCUAUCUGCAAGUGGAGAUGCAAAUAGAAAAGCAGCCUAACAGCCCGAAGGCAGUGAAGAAACAGCACGCCUGUGUAGAAAUCAACCCCCAGAUCAUCAAAGGCAGGCCCUCUUCUGCAAUCUCUGCUCUCACCUUCGCGGUCCGCGAGUCUGGAGCUCUGCGAGCCUCCAACACACCCUCCCUCCCUAAGGAAUGUGGGCCCGGCUUUCUGGGCCUGUCAGAUCGAGCGCCUACCGCUUCCUCCGCAGUCAAGAGCCAGGACGCUGCCUUCACCCCACCCUCCGCCAGCAUCCAGUUUCAAAGUCACCUGAAAGCCAUUUCCUUCCGCGCCUGCCCCGCCUCUCCCCUCGCAGCAGAUCACCUGGACCUUGCAUUUGCCCAGAGCAGCAUUUUGGGGCGGGCGCUUGUUUGGUUUUAA